CCCAGAAUAAGGCGGUACAUUAUUUGUUGUUGUUUUAGUGGGAGAAGUGGGCCAGUCGACAUCCACAACAUAGAAGGCGAUUUAUAAUAUACAAAGUGAUUGAGUUUUGGAGAUCAACAUUAUUACUGCGCUGAUUCGGCCGUCUGAUAUUCGUCCAAGUGGGGAAGACGGGCGUUGUAUUUCACUUCUUCCUGAAUCCAUCAGUAGCUAUCCAAGGGCACGAGAGGCUUUAGUGAAUGGUUGGGUGAACAUAAACAAAACAAACAGGCAUUGCAAUGUCUAGCCAGUAUCAGCGAAGUGUUCCACUGGAGGUCAGGAGAGCGGAAGGGGAGAGAGUCCGCGCCAAACAUCCGGAUAAAAUCCCGAUAAUAGUGGAGAGAGCUGCAAGGUCACGAGCUCCUGAGCUUGACAAAAAGAAAUACCUUGUUCCUUCAGACCUCACAGUCGGACAGCUCUGCUUCCUGAUCAGACAGCGGGUGUCUAUGAGACCAGAAGAAGCGCUUUUCUUUUUUGUUAAAAAUUCCCUCCCUCCAUCCAGUUCCCCCCUGUCUGCAGUGUAUGAGGAACACCAUGAGGAAGACCUGUUCCUGUACAUGACAUACAGUAAUGAGAGUGUUUACGGUGCCUGAGACGGAGGACGAAAGGACUGGAGAGAAGAGAUGGAGAAAGAUGACGCAUUAUUAUCCCAUGUUCAAUACAUUGUACCUAAAGAGGGCAUUGUUCAAUAAUGGGGACUAAAGGGUGCUGUUUGUAUUUAUCAGUAUUCGGGGGAAACUACAAUGUGAUGCAUUAAACAGAUUAUUAAAGCAUUGGGACACUAAAGAGAAAAUGGAAGGUCAAAAACAAAAAUAGAGAUACAUUUAAAAAAAAGUAGUAAAGUAAGCAAGUUUUAAUUUCAUCUUUCUCUCCCAGGAGCGCAUCAUUUGUAUUUAAUGCAAAUAGGUUUUUGUUCUUGUUUUUCUUUCUUUUUUUUUGUAAAGUAUUUUCAAUAACU
Messenger RNA from Sinocyclocheilus anshuiensis, 994 nucleotides. Its product is annotated as gamma-aminobutyric acid receptor-associated protein-like 1. NCBI's taxonomy places the organism in Eukaryota, Metazoa, Chordata, Actinopteri, Cypriniformes, Cyprinidae. The transcript is spliced from 6 exons. Bases 276 to 629 code for a protein of 117 amino acids. The record is from RefSeq and is a predicted model, not a curated record.